UGGUAAUCAGUAUGAAAGAAAAGGAACUUAGAAAGUCUUGAAUGAUAUUUCAUUAUUAGUUAUGGCAGAAAUUUAAGAAUGAUCCUUUCCCUCUAUAAAGAACACUACUCGAGGGGCCUGGGUCCAUAAAUCAAGCAGUUGCUCUGUUCUUUUCCUUUGAGCAAAGCAAGAUGAGUCCUUCUUUGUCUCAGGUCCCUGUAGCUCAAUGUGUAUUACAGAUGAUGGACCACACAUCCCCGACCUACAUGCUUGCUAACUUAACCCACUUACACUCAGAACAACUUCUGCAGGGCUUGAAUCUCCUUCGUCAGCAUCACGAACUCUGUGACAUCAUUCUUCGAGUAGGUGAUGUUAAAAUCCAUGCUCAUAAAGUGGUACUUGCCAGCAUCAGCCCGUACUUCAAAGCUAUGUUCACUGGAAACCUUUCUGAGAAGGAGAACAAUGAGGUUGAGUUUCAGAGCAUUGAUGAAGCUGCACUGCAGGCCAUUGUGGAGUAUGCCUAUACUGGGACAGUCUUCAUUUCUCAGGACACAGUGGAGUCUCUCCUGCCAGCAGCAAACCUACUGCAGAUAAAACUUGUCCUGAAAGAAUGCUGUGCAUUUCUUGAGAGCCAACUUGACCCUGGGAACUGUAUUGGAAUUUCCCGUUUUGCAGAGACAUAUGGCUGUCAUGACCUUUAUUUGGCGGCUACUAAAUACAUAUGCCAGAAUUUUGAAUCUGUUUGCCAGACAGAAGAGUUUUUUGAGCUUACGUAUGCUGAUUUGGAUGAGAUUGUCUCCAAUGACUGCUUGAAUGUCGCUACUGAAGAGACAGUUUUUUAUGCAUUAGAGUCCUGGAUCAAGUAUGAUGUGCAAGAACGCCAGAAAUACUUAGCACAGCUGCUGAACAGCGUGCGGUUACCAUUGCUGAGUGUUAAGUUCCUCACUAGGCUCUAUGAAGCAAAUCACCUUAUCCGUGAUGAUCGCACGUGUAAACAUCUGUUGAAUGAAGCCCUAAAGUACCACUUCAUGCCUGAACAUAGACUCUCUCAUCAGACAGUCUUGAUGACGCGACCUCGCUGUGCUCCCAAAGUGUUGUGUGCGGUAGGAGGAAAAUCUGGACUCUUUGCCUGUUUGGACAGUGUGGAGAUGUACUUUCCCCAGAAUGACUCUUGGAUUGGUCUGGCGCCCCUAAAUAUUCCUCGCUAUGAAUUUGGGAUAUGUGUUUUAGACCAAAAAGUCUAUGUUAUAGGUGGUAUUGAAACUAGCGUGCGUCCUGGUGUCACCGUGAGAAAACAUGAAAAUUCAGUGGAGUGUUGGGACCCUGAUACAAAUACCUGGACUUCUCUAGAGAGAAUGAACGAGAGCAGAAGUACCCUUGGAGUAGUAGUCCUUGCUGGAGAACUUUAUGCUUUAGGUGGAUAUGAUGGACAGUCUUACUUGCAAUCUGUAGAGAAAUAUAUUCCCAAAAUAAGACAAUGGCAACCUGUGGCCCCAAUGACAACCACAAGAAGUUGUUUUGCUGCAGCUGUUCUGGAUGGAAUGAUUUACGCCAUUGGAGGGUAUGGCCCUGCUCACAUGAACAGUGUGGAGCGCUAUGACCCAAGUAAGGAUUCCUGGGAGAUGGUUGCGUCCAUGGCCGAUAAAAGGAUUCACUUUGGCGUCGGAGUUAUGCUAGGUUUUAUUUUUGUGGUAGGUGGGCACAAUGGUGUCUCACAUCUGUCAAGCAUUGAAAGAUAUGACCCGCAUCAAAAUCAGUGGACAGUGUGCAGACCAAUGAAAGAGCCCAGGACAGGAGUUGGUGCUGCAGUAAUUGAUAACAACCUUUAUGUAGUCGGUGGUCACUCAGGAUCUUCCUAUUUGAACACAGUACAGAAAUACGACCCUAUCUCAGAUACAUGGCUGGACUCAGCUGGCAUGAUAUACUGUCGCUGCAAUUUUGGAUUAACAGCACUUUGAGAAGUGUGAACUUGUGGGAAUCGCACAUGGUGGUGCCACGGAAAGAAGGCCCAGUGUCCUGAAAACUGCAUUGCUUUCUCUGUAACUUGAAGUGGCAUGAAGACUCAGAGCUUUGUUGGGUACUUUGAACAGACAAAUAGUUUGAACUGCUCUUGAUUAUAUAGUGAAUCAAUAAUUAAGAAAAAAACAGAAAGGAAGGAAAAAAAGGAAAGACCUAACCAAUUAAAUUGUGCACUUUUCUCCACUAAGACUGGGAUAGACUAGUUUUUAUAUUCCUAAAUGUAGAGAAAACCUUGCUGCUUUUUAAUUUUGUUUUUAAUAAUUUAAGCUCAUUUUUUUAAUCUAUAUUUUGAUUUAGUAGGAAGAGAGAAGCUUCAGACCCUGGAGUGUAUUGAAUGACUGGACAGAAUGUGGAUAGUGAUUGUUGGAUGUAAAUUCAUACGCGUCACAUUGGUUUUUUUAAAAAGGGCUGCUUUUCCUUUGGGUACUUUUAAGGAUUGUAAAUACCAUGUCAGUCAUCUGAGGGCUCUUUCUGCUAAAUGAUUUUAGGGCUAAUAGUGUAAUAAAGUUGCAGAACAAUGGCUUUUAUUAUCAUAUUUGGGGCCCUGUUUAAGACAGGGCAUAUUUAUUGUUUGUACUUUUUCUGUAUGGGCUGAUGACCUCCUCUGUGCUUUGUGAGCAUGGAUAGAGAGCAAAUCGCGUGGUUUCAGCUGUUCUCUAGCGCUACACAGCAGGCGUCUGACAGUCAAUGUAAAUACAUUUGGAAGCUGUCUAGUACCACCCUUGAUGCAUAUUGUUGUUUUCAUAUAUUCUUAAUUUUAGUUUUUUAAGGUCCUGAUUUUGUUUUCAGUGUUCAAAUAUAAAAAUGGUGCUAACUGUAGGAUGUAUAACAAAGCUGUAACCAAUGUUAUUUGGGUGUUCAGUGUGAGAUGCAUGAUGUACUAUGAUAAUCUUUUUCAUUUUUUAUUGGCUUGACUUCAUUUGUGCUUAUGGAAAAUAAUAGUGAUUACAUUAAUGUUAACAUCCAAAACCAUCUGAAUGGCUUGAGUUAUACUUCCCAUGGUUUUUGAACGGUGACUUAAAGAAUGAUGCUUUUUUUUUUUUUAAUUUUCUUUCUUGUUCUAGAAAUUACCUGUCCUUCAAUACAGAAAUACAUGCACCAAAUACAACAUGCUAGGCAGGUGUGCAUUACUUUUUUUAUUUCUUAGGUAACUGAGUAUUUUUAAUUUAUUGAGGAAAACUGGAACUCGAUGUUUACUUGAAUAAAUGGUUCUAAAUUUGGUUCUGCUUUGAUUAAAGAAACAAUCUUUCACAACAAAA
Molecule: messenger RNA, 3257 nt
Organism: Peromyscus eremicus (cactus mouse)
Lineage: Eukaryota; Metazoa; Chordata; Mammalia; Rodentia; Cricetidae
Gene: Klhl28
Product: kelch like family member 28
Exons: 5
Coding region: 171-1937 (588 amino acids)
Molecular function (GO): protein binding
Source: RefSeq, a predicted model, not a curated record